Molecule: messenger RNA, 288 nt
Organism: Linum trigynum
Lineage: Eukaryota; Viridiplantae; Streptophyta; Magnoliopsida; Malpighiales; Linaceae
Source: the annotation of a GenBank genome assembly
AUGGCUAGGAAAUACUUCGCCGUUGGAAAGAGAGUACGGAGCUGGACGGACGGGACUUUGAUUCCGUUAAGACAAACAGCGAGACUCUGCGAGAGCGAGAGAGGCGGGUUACCCACGACAUCUUGGGAUUACUUAGCCUCUGGAGAGAGAGUACAAAGCGGGACGGAUGGCAAGAGCGACGAAUCGACAUCAGGUGGGAAGCACACAGGCGACGACAAAGCAGAUCGACAACAAAACACCGACGGACAGAGCAGGAAAUACAGAGAUGAUCGGACUUCGAUUGAGUGA